This is a messenger RNA of Polistes dominula (European paper wasp), 7236 nucleotides long. RefSeq lists its product as uncharacterized. Gene Ontology annotation, molecular function: RNA polymerase II cis-regulatory region sequence-specific DNA binding; DNA-binding transcription factor activity, RNA polymerase II-specific. The record is from RefSeq and is a predicted model, not a curated record. NCBI's taxonomy places the organism in Eukaryota, Metazoa, Arthropoda, Insecta, Hymenoptera, Vespidae. Gene Ontology annotation, biological process: regulation of transcription by RNA polymerase II. Gene Ontology annotation, cellular component: nucleus.
AAGGUGAAAUAAACGUGUGUGAAACAAUAUUAUUUUUGUAUACGAAAGACUUUAUUAGAUUUAUGUAAAUGUAAAAAGUUGUAACAAAUUAAUACAGUGUUGCCAACAACGUUUCUAUGAAAUAAAGAUUUGAUCAAAGACGAGCUAAGUGGAACGAUUUAUUAAAGAAUUAAAAUAAUAUUUAAAUGUGAUUAAUUGACAAAAGUUAUCUUUGAUUAAAUGUUAUAACAAGUGAAGAAUUUUAUUGUGAAUACUGUGCCAUUUAAGGAAUACUUCGUUAUCAUGAAAGAUAAAAAGAAAAGUCGAAAUAAAAAUAAAAUGAAAAGAAGUACUAAAAGCAGACGUACAGUGAGAAGUACCAGAAACAAACGUCCAGUAAAAUGUAAAAGACUUGGAUUAAACACUGUGAAACAUUGCACUGAUACAGAAAAUAAUAGAUUAUAUAAAAAAGUAGAUAGUCAUACUAUUAAAAUUCCGUGUAAACAAGUUUUUGUAGUUAUUGAAAAUUUAUCUUCCAAAAUAAUUGACAAAUAUGUAAGGAAUAGUAAAAAUCAAUCUAAACAGGAAAUAAGUGAAACAGGAGACAUCCAAUUACAAAAUUCGAAACAACCCAGUAUAUCAGAAAAGCUUCCAACUGAAAAGAAACAACCGAACGAUAAUGUUAGUUAUAUUUUUGAUAAUAACACACGCACACACAGUGAUGUUAAUAAUACUACUGUAAAUUUGACUAAUACUAUUAAUAUUAAGGAUAAGCUAAAGAGAAAAAGAAUGCACGCUGAUUUCAAAAUGGCAGAAAUGGAAAUUGAAGAAAAUAUAUGUGUAAGAGAAGUUAAAAAAAGAUGUGCAUUAUCUAUAAAACGUAUUUAUGAAGAAAGUAGAAGAACAAAGAGAAUGUCUGAAUUAAGCUGUGGAAGUAUUGAACAAACUACCGUUUUAAACAAUUUGAAUUCAACUGAUAAUAAAAUUACAAGGAAUAACUCAAAUCUUUACGCUCAGAAUACGAACAUAGCUGAUGCUAAAGUCAUAUUAACUAGAUUAGAAAAUAUGCAUAAUACUUAUGUUACCAAUUGGAAGAAUAAAUGUGCACAACAAGCUCUUUUGUCUACAAAUUUAGAGUCUACUAUCUCACAUGAAGAUAUCUCUAUAAAUACAUUACCUAUAGAAACUAUAGAUAAUUAUCACAGAAACGAUAUAGAAGAUAGUGAUAAUUAUAUGAAUGAAGAAAAUGAUUUAAAUAUAUGUACUUUACAAUCGAAAUGUGAACAACAUUUAAUACCCAAAGUGCACUUAAUGAAAUUAAAAACCUUAGAAAAUGUGUAUAAAAUACCAAAUUCAUUUUCAAAAAUAAUUAGUUCAACAGCAGAGAACUUUGAUAACUUUGAAUUGAAGGUUAAUCAUUCCAGUAAUGUAUUUAAUCGUGAUAACGAAGUUAACUUUGACUCAUUGAAUAUACAGUCCGAGGAAAACCAAUUGUGUGCAUUUGAGAUAACUGGUACAUGUUUUGAAUCAAUAGAAAGAUUAGAGAAUCCAGAAAUACAUAAACCAUUAAUAUGUGAAGAGGAAAAAAGGCCUACUUUACCAGAAAAUGUCUCUAUCGAUAGGUCAAUAUGUACAGCAAAUGUACAAAAAUGUUUAGAAAGAAGUUCAGAAAAAUCUACAAAAGAAGUUAUUUCAGAUGAGAUGUCAGAAAUAAAUUCAGAAUUAAAGAAAAUUGAAACAUCACCAUCGAUUAUUACAGAACAGAAUACUUCUUUAAAUGCAAAUAAUGUGAUACCUAAAAAUGAAAUUAUUUAUGAAGAUUUACAAAUUCCACAGAGUAAGGAAAUAACGAUUAUUGAUAAUAACGAAGAGACUAUAAUCAUUGAUAAUAAAGAAAAGCUUGUAAUAAUUAAUAUGCAUCAAGAAUUAAAUAAUAAAAAAAAUUCCUAUAGUGAUGAAAUAAAAGAAGAAAAUAGUAUUGCAAAGUUACCAGAAAAUGUACAUACAAACCAACAAGAAACACAACGUAUUAUACAUUGUAAAUGUUUUUCUUGCAUGUCAUUGAUUGUUAAUGAGAAUAUUCAGGAGGUUUCAAACUAUAAUAAGACACAAAAAUCGAAUUUGCAAGAAAAAUCUUACGAUCUUGAUAAUAAUAGUACAGAAUCAUUAACGUCUGUAAAUAUUUCUUCAUUAUCAUCUACUAUUUCUAAAGAUAACAUGAAUAAACGUUGUCAUGAAAAUGAAAACAAAGACAAAGACGAACUUUCAUGUAAUAAAAUAUUUAAAAAUAAUCAUAACAAUUUAAAAUGUAAUAUUUGUUCAAAAGUAUUUGAUUCAGAGAUAAAUCUCUUAAAUCAUUUAUAUAUUCAUACUAAUCAAAAACAGUUGCAAAUAAAAUAUGAAGGAAAUAACAAAAAUCAGAAUUGCAAUAACAUAAAUGUUAGUAGUCGUGAUGAUGAAACUGAUUUAAUUGUUUUAAAUGAAGAAAUCGAAACUGGAAAUAAUAUGACAGUCGAAUCAUUGUACCCUUACAAUGCAAACUAUGAAAGUAUGACCAAUGAAAUAACUUCAAGAUUACAACAAAAUAUAUCAGAAAAAAAUGAUUUGAAAAUAUCAACUAUAGAACCCGAUAAAGAAGAUAAAUUAAUUAAAAAUUCAAUAGUUGAUGAAAAAUUAUCAUUUAAAUAUUGUACGUGUCAUGAAAAAGAAUUUGAAAAGGUAACAUCCAUGGUAUUAGUUUUAUAUUGCAAUAUAUGCAAUGUUUUAUAUCAUAAUAUAGAUUGUUUUAAGACCCAUUUGAAUGAAAAAUUAUAUACGUGUAACGAUAAAAAACUAACAACAAAAAUGUCGAAACUGUACUGCAACAUUUGUAAAACAAUGUUAUCUGAUUUCCAAGAAAUGCGUAAACAUAUGGAAUAUCAUUUAAUACAUUUUAAAAGUAUCAAAUUAUUUUGUCAUAUUUGUAAGAUACGUUUUAUCGGCAUGGGUCGAUUAUUUUUUCAACAUUGGUUACAUCACGAAGUAGAUAUUUUUUAUAAAGCUUCAAUUUCUGAAUUUCCAACAAUAGCAAUAGUGAAGACUGUUACAAAAGAAUGGUCAAUUAUUACUUCAGAUGAAUUCAAAUAUCUUAUUAUAACGGAACAUGUUUGUAAUAAUUGUAAAGUGCAGUGUUUUUCAACGAAUGAAUUGAAAAAACAUUUAUUGUUUUGUCAAAAAAAGGGCAAGUUAAUUAAUAUAAGGCUUUUAAAACAUCACAGAGAUUCAGUGAUAGCAGAUGUUCAGUCGGAAUUGGAUGUUCCUACGAAAAUUGAUAAAAUUUCAGUUUCAAACAAAUCAUAUAAUUUUACUUGUAAAAUUUGUUCGGAUACUUUCGAAAAUUUAAGGAAAUUAGUAAUUCAUUUAGAAAAUUAUCAUGGAUCUUUUGUAAAUUUUACAUGUAAUCAGUGUGAACAAAGAUAUAACGAUUUAAUAAAAUACCUAGGACAUUUAGAUAAUUGCAUUAAAGCAGAUGAUACCAUUAAAAAUACUUAUCACGAGAAAAAAUUUGUUUGUAAGAUUUGUAAUAUAAUUUUUGACUCAAGAAGAGGUUUGCACCUACAUAAUACGCUCUUCAAAAACAAGGUACUACAUUUGUCUACAACUGAACAAAUUAAAGAAGAUGAUAGUGUUGGUCCUAUAAAUGAGAGUAUAUCUGAAGUGCCUAAAACUCCAAAUUCUGUAGUUAAACAGUUAAUUGAUACACCAACAAAUUUAUCUUUUGAAAAACCUCGAGUAAAUACUUAUAAAGUAAAUAAUGAUUCCGAUAAGAACGAUAAAGAAAAAGAUCUAAAUGGCAAAAGAACAACAGUUAUAAUUCAAUUAACUAAUUCAAAACAGAAGUCUGUACUUGAUAAAAAUACUGAAUCAUCCAAAAUUAUUAAUAUAACAGAAAAAAAUGAUGAAGUUACAUUGAUAGAAUCUGAAAUCCUACAAGAAAAUCAGAAAAAAUCCAAUAGAAAAAGUAAUAAAAAUACAUCGAGUGAACCUAAACUCUCACAAGAAAAUCAGAAAAAAUCUAACAAAAAAAAUGAUGAAAUUACAUUGAUCGAACCUGAAAUCCCACAAAAAAAUCAGAAAGAAUCGUACGAAAAUAAUGAUGAAGUUACAUUGAUAGAAUCUGAAAUCCUAAGAGAAAAUCAGAAAAAAUCCAAUAGAAAAAGUAAUAAAAAUACAUCGAGUGAACCUAAACUCUCACAAGAAAAUCAGAAAAAAUCUAACAAAAAAAAUGAUGAAAUUCCAUUGAUCGAACCUGAAAUUCCACAAAAUAAUCAGAAAGAUUCGCACGAAAACUCAUGGGAAGACGUAGAAGAAACGUCGAAUGACCUAUUAAAUUAUUCAACUCCUUCAUCAAGUAAACAUUUAGCAAAAGAUCUGUUAAAUUAUUCUACUUCUCCAUCAAAUAAAGAUUUAGCAAAUGCUAACAAAUUUUUACGGGUAAGGAAUAUCUUAGAGUUGGUAGAACAACCAUCAAAAUAUAGCAAUUAUUUCAUUGAACUAAAUAGAAGUACCGACACUUCAAAGUCUUCAUCUAUAGCUAGAAACUCGUCACUUCAAAAAUAUACUGGGAAAGUAAAGGCUUCUACUUUAUCAUCAGAAACAGCAAGACAACUAGCAGCAAGAGCACCAAAACCACCAUCAAUAGAACCAAGCAGAGUAUUACCGCGAAAAAUACCCUCAAAAGCAGGAAAACUACCAUCAACAGCAUCAAAACUAGUAUCAAUACUACCAAAACCACCAUCAACAGCACCAAAAUUACCAUCAACAGUAUCAAAACCACCAUUAACAGCACCAAAAUUACCAUCAACAGCAUCAAAACCACCAUUAACAGCACCAAAACAACCAUUAACAGCACCAGAACUAACAUCAACAACACCAAUACUAGUACCAGUAGCACAAAAACUACCAUCAACAGCACCAAAACCACCAUCAACAGUAUCAACACUAGUAUCAAUAGCACCAAAACCACCAUCAACAGCACCAAAACUAUCAUCAACAGCAUCAAAACCACCAUUAACAGCACCAAAACUACCAUCAACAGCACCAAAAACACUAUUAACAAAACCAGUACUAAUACCAAUAGCACGAAAACUACCAUCAAUAGCACUAAAACCACCAUCAACAGCAUCAACACUACCAUCAAUAGCACCAAAACCACCAUCAACAGCAUCAAGACUAGUAUCAACAGCACCAAAACCACUAUCAACAGCAUCAAUACUAGUAUCAAUAGCACCAACACUACCAUCAACAGCACCAAAACCACAAUCAACAGCAUCAACACUAGUAUCAAUAGCACCAAAACCACCAUUACCAGCACCAAUAAUAGUACCAACAACAACAAUACCAAUACAAGAAACAAGGCAAAUACCAGUACAACAAGUAGCAACAAUAGUAGAGCCACAACCAAUAGAAAUACAAAAUAUGCUAUUACCAGAAAUAACAAUAAUCCAAAAAAAUAAAUUUGAAAAACCAGUAUCAAUAGGAGCACCACAAUCAGGGCAAACAUCUCUACCAAUGCAAACAGUACCUUGUAGAGAACCUUGCUCAACUCAACCAAAAAUUUCUAAUAUUCAAAAUCAAAGUAUAAGGUCGGUUGAAAAUGAGUAUUUAAUGAAUCAUAAAUCUGCUGCAACGAACAACUUUAGAAUAAAUAUUGAAAACCCAGUAUCAAUAGGAGCACCACAAUCAGGACAAACAUCUCUACCAAUGCAAACAGUACCUUGUAGAGAACCUUGCUCAACUCAACCAAAAAUUUCUAAUAUUCAAAAUCAAAGUAUAAGGUCGGUUGAAAAUGAGUAUUUAAUGAAUCAUAAAUCUGCUGCAACGAACAACUUUGGAAUAAAUAUUGGAAAAUCAGUAUUAAAAGGAGCACCACAAUCAGGAAAAACAUCUCUACCAAUGCAAACAGUACCUUGUAGAGAACCUUGUUUAACUCAACCAAAAAUUUCUAAUAUUCAAAAUCGAAAUAUAAGGCCGGUUGAAAAUGACUAUUUAAUGAAUUAUAAAUCUGCUGCAACGAACAACUUUGGAAUAAAUAUUGAAAAACCAGUAUCAAUAGGAGCACCACAAUCAGGACAAACACCACUACCAAUGCAAACAGUACCUUGUAAAGAACCUUGCUCAACUCAACCAAAAGUUUCUUAUAUUCAAAAUCGAAGUAGAAGGCUAGUUGAAAAUGACUAUUUAGUGAAUCAUAAAUCUGCUGCAACGAACAACUUUGGAGUAAAUAUUGAACAGCAGUCGCAAAAUAUAAUGAUUGAUAGUGGAUUAACUGAUCCACAAUUAUCGACGAAUUUCAUUACUAAUAAUUACCAAAAUAUUACUAUUGCAAUACCGGGAAACAAUAAUAAAUGUGGCAAGACAGCAUCUGCAUCCACAGCAUCUAUACCUAUAGCAUCUGCUUCUGCAUCUACAUCUGCAUCCACUGCAUCUAUACCUGUAGUAUCUGCAUCUGCAUCCACAGCAUCUAUACCUAUAGUAUCUGCUUCUGCAUCUGCAUCCACAGCAUCUAUACCUAAAGUAUCUGCAUGUGCAUCUGCAUCCACAGCAUUUAUACCUACAGCAUCUACAUCCACAGCAAUGAAUUCACAGUUCAAAAGUUAUAUUGCUGAAACUAAAUCUAGAUCAAAAAAACAUCGUAAUACCCAUGUACUAGUGAUGCAGAGUCCCGAUCAUGAUUAUACAAGUAAUACAGUAGCCGAAGGGAACUCUGCUGAUAUUAGACCAGAGAACGGAGUAACAACAAAUAUGAAUAAUGGAGCUUCUAUUUAUCCGGUAUCAUCUAAUAAAUCUAAUAAUUAUGAUACUACUAAUGGUAAGUUUUUUGUGAAUAAAAUUUUGACUACAAUGAAAACAAAGAACAUUAAUACAAUUAAAGAAACUAAAAACAAUAAUGAUUUAUCAAAUAUUGUGAAUGAUACGAAUCAACAACAACCAAAUGGAAAAAAAGUGGCUACUAUUUGUGGGAAAAGUAAUGUGAUUUCUAAAUUUGAGAAAUUUCUUCAGUUAUUUCCUACUCUUCGAUUUCAACUUAUAUGUAAUUAUUGUCCAGAUAGUUCUAAGCGUUUUACGAGAGAAGAAUAUGACAUUCACAUGAAAUCUAAACAUAAUUUCGUCUGCAAUUUAUGUAACAGUUGUUUACAUACUUUAAGUGACUUACAAAAACAUAAAAAAAAACAUACAGUAAAUUCUUAAAAUAUUUUUCAAAGCUAAAAAUUUGAA